CCCCAUGUCCAUUCCAAGAUGGCUGGGAUCCCUUUGUAUUUUGUGGAUUUGCAGGAUGACUUAGAUGAUUUUGGAUUUGAAGACUAUGGACCAGAUUGUGAUAGCAUGAGGAUAACUGCAUUCUUGGACAUUCCGGGACAGGAUAACUUGACUCCGCUUGCUCGUUUGGAAAAAUAUGCUUUUAGUGAGAAUAUAUUUAAUCGACAGAUUAUUGCCAGAGGUCUACUUGAUGUCUUUCGAGAUUUCAGUAAUAAUGAAGAAGAUUUCUUGACGGUAAUGGAGAUAGUGGUCAGACUGUCCGAAGAUGCAGAGCCUACUGUACGGACAGAACUGAUGGAACAAGUACCUCCCAUUGCCAUUUUUCUGCAAGAAAGUCGACCAAACUUCCCAACAGCAUUUUCUGACUACCUUAUGCCCAUUGUAGUGAGAUACCUCACAGACCCUAACAACCAGGUUAGAAAAGCAAGUCAGGAAGCACUGCUGAUACUGCUAGAACAAGAACUCAUUGCUCAAAAUGAUAUUGAAAAUAAGGUGUGUCCAAUUCUGUUGGACCUCUCUGCUCCAGACAGUGACGAUGAGUACAAAGUGGAAGCAGUGAAUAUAAUUUGUAAAAUGGCUUCUAUGCUGACCAAAACUAUUGUUGAACGUAUGCUACUUCCCCGUUUCUGCGAGCUGUGUGGUGACGGGAAACUUUUCCAAGUCCGUAAGGUUUGUGCAGCUAGCUUUGGCGAUAUUUGUAAUGCAGUUGGACAAGAAGCCACAGAGAGAUUUUUGAUUCCAAAGUUUUUUGAACUCUGCUCUGAUAGUGUUUGGGGAAUGCGAAAAGCUUGUGCUGAAUGCUUUAUGGCUGUGUCUUACACCACUUCUCCAGAAGUUCGCAGAAGCAAGCUGUCCCCUCUCUUUAUCAAUCUCAUCAGUGACCCCUGCAGAUGGGUUCGCCAAGCUGCUUUUCAGUCUCUAGGCCCAUUUAUUUCUACCUUCGCAAACCCUUCUAGUGCUGGCCUUUAUAUUCGGGAGGAUGGGACCCUCAGUAUCCGACCAUCAGCACAGGAUGUGACUUCCAGUUCCUGCCAACCAGGCAACAAUGCAAACAUCACAUCUGCCAGUACGAACAUUGUAUCUUCCAGUUUAGAACAACCAGUAGAAAUUAAAUCGGAAUCGUCAACUGAAGGGACUUCAGCAGAAGCCAACCCCUUGAUCUGUGUUGAAAGCCCAAGGACAGACCUACUGAAAGGAAGUUCAAACAGUUGUGGUGGUCCUGGAGAGGCUCUUACCAGAUUGUCCCAGAAUGACAAUACCACUGCUUGUGUGAUAGAAGGCAUUAAAGACUGUCACAUGAGCAAUUGCCAGGGAGUGAACUCAAGGUUCCAGUCUGCUGAGGAUAUCUUUAAUACUUUCCUGUACUGGCGCCCUCCACUCCCUGAUAUAAGCCAGGAUUUGGAGCUGCUUCAGUCCAAGACUGAGAAGCAUGAAGAAGGUUGCUCUAUGUCAAAAGCUAUGUGUAAUAACUGUGUUGCCAGUAGUGAAAUAAAAAAAGUGCUGGAAAGCUUGCAGGAGCACAUGGAUGAUCCAGAUGUUCAAGCCCAGGUUCAAGUAUUGUCCGCUGCGCUCAGAGCUGCUCAGUUUGAGUCCAUCAAUGAUUAUGAGAUCAAACACACAGAAGAGAGCAAUGGCAAACUUCAGAAUGAAUUGUCCACUUUUGAAGCCAGCCAUGCCACUGUGAAGAAGAACACUUUGUCCUCUUCAUCAUUCCAGGAUGAUGUAAGCGACCAAUCCACUACCAGUAUACUGAAAAGCACAGAGUCAGAGGAACAACACAAUGGGACCAUUGAAUUUUUAAAGAAAGAACAACAUAAUAAUCCACCCAUUGAAGAUGAUAAAUCGAAGUUACAGGAUAUCAUACCUCAACCUUUAUUAGACCAGUACUUGUCAAUGACUGACCCAGCUCGAGCCCAGACUGUUGACACUGAAAUAGCAAAACACUGUGCAUAUAGUCUCCCAGGGGUGGCCUUAACUCUGGGCCGGCAGAACUGGCAUUGUUUGAAAGAUACGUAUGAGACCUUGGCAGCAGAUGUACAGUGGAAGGUCCGUCGGACACUAGCUUUUUCCAUACAUGAGCUGGCUGUUAUUCUGGGGGAUCAACUAACAGCAGCUGAUCUGGUGCCGAUCUUCAAUGGAUUCUUAAAAGAUCUGGAUGAAGUGCGGAUUGGAGUUCUUAAACAUCUCUACGACUUCCUUAAGUUGCUUCAUGCAGACAAAAGGCGCGAGUACCUUUACCAGCUUCAAGAAUUUGUCGUGACUGAUAACAGCAGGAAUUGGAGGUUUCGUUACGAGCUGGCAGAACAGCUGAUCCUGAUAUUAGAACUCUACAACCCCAAUGAUGUGUAUGACUACUUACGGCACAUUGCGUUAACUCUCUGUUCGGAUAAAGUAUCGGAAGUCAGGUGGAUCUCCUUCAAACUGGUUGUGGCAAUGCUACAGAAGUUCUACGCAAAUAAUGCAAAUGCGUUGGGAUUAAAUUUCAUUAAUGAGCUUGUAGCAAGGUUCCGUCAUUGUUCCAAGUGGAUUGGAAGACAAGCUUUUGCCUUCAUUUGUCAGGCUGUAGUAGAAGAAGAGUGUAUGCCUGUUGACCAUUUUGUCGAACACUUACUUCCCAGUCUUUUAAGUCUUGCUUCUGAUCCUGUGCCAAACGUAAGGGUUCUGUUAGCCAAGGCUCUAAGGCAAACACUGUUGGAGAAAGCUUAUUUUAAAAGUGUUGGCAACCCUCAUCUAGAAGCUGUGGAAGAGACUGUUCUAGCUUUACAGUCUGACAGAGACCAAGAUGUGUCUUUUUUUGCCACUGUAAAACCAAAACUGAACAAUAUGGACAUGACUUCCCUUGAAAAACAAAACUAA
Messenger RNA from Emys orbicularis (European pond turtle), 2895 nucleotides. Its product is annotated as serine/threonine-protein phosphatase 4 regulatory subunit 1-like. Gene Ontology annotation, biological process: protein dephosphorylation. The coding region runs from base 19 to 2895 and encodes 958 amino acids. Gene Ontology annotation, molecular function: protein phosphatase regulator activity; protein binding. Lineage: Eukaryota; Metazoa; Chordata; Testudines; Emydidae. The transcript is spliced from 20 exons. The record is from RefSeq and is a predicted model, not a curated record.